Messenger RNA from Hyposmocoma kahamanoa, 1362 nucleotides. RefSeq names its product enolase-like. The transcript has a single exon. NCBI's taxonomy places the organism in Eukaryota, Metazoa, Arthropoda, Insecta, Lepidoptera, Cosmopterigidae. Bases 18 to 1325 code for a protein of 435 amino acids. The record is from RefSeq and is a predicted model, not a curated record. Gene Ontology annotation, molecular function: magnesium ion binding; phosphopyruvate hydratase activity. Gene Ontology annotation, cellular component: phosphopyruvate hydratase complex. Gene Ontology annotation, biological process: glycolytic process.
GAAUAGGUCAGUCCAAAAUGCCAAUAAAAAUAUUAGUAGCUCGGCAAAUAAUAGAUGCUACAGGCGUCCCGACCGUGGAAGUGGAUAUGGUGACAGAGUUGGGGUUGUUCCGCAUCGGAGUACCCUCCACCGACGCCACUAAGAAGAUCGCCGAAGCCACACAGUUGCGAGACAACAUCCCUGCGGAAUAUAACGGGAUGGGUUGUAAAUUGGCAGUCAAAAACAUUAACACCAUCAUAGCACCUGAGCUCAUUAAACAGAACCUUGAAGUAACAAUGCAAAAAGAAAUAGACCAAUUUUUGCUAGCUCUCGAUGGAACAGAGUCCAGGUCUAGGCUCGGUGCCAACGCAAUCUUAGCGGUUUCAAUGGUUAUAGCAAAAGCAGGUGCCGCCAAGAAAGGUGUGCCACUCUACAGACACAUAUCUGAUUUGGCAAAUAUCACCACUAUAAUAUUGCCUGUACCACACUUUGUGAUCCUCACUGGCGGAGCACACGCUGCCAAUGGCUUGCCUUUCGCUGAGUACAAUAUAAUGCCAACUGGUGUUUCAUCUUUCGCGGAAGCAGUACGCGCGGGUUGCGAAAUAUACAGUUACGUUAAAAAAACAAUAAAAAGCAAAUUUGGCGUUAAUGCAACCUACGUUAACGAUCAAGGUGGCUUUGCUGUUCCUCUUACGGGCCACAGAGACGCAUUGCUGUUUCUGACCGAUGUUAUUAAGCAGACCGGUUAUACCGGAAAAGUAGAAAUUGCAAUUAACGCCGCCGCUUAUGAUUUUUAUAAAGACGGAGCAUAUGACUUAGACUUUAAAAAUCCUAAUUCAAAUCCACAAGAAUAUGUCUCUUCUGACAAACUGGCGGAAAUUUUUCUAGACAAUAUGAAAGAGUUCGGUGUUUGCUCCGUUGAAGACUGUUUCGAUUUUGACGACUGGGCAGCGUGGGCGCAAAUUACUCCCCGUACCCUUAAUCAAAUAUUGGGCAAUGAACUAACACAAACCAAUAUAAGAAGAAUUGGUUUAGCUAUCGAGAAAAAAGCUGCAAAUGGUGCUGCCUUACGACUAAGUCAAUCUGCGACUAUAACAGAAUUGAUCGAAUGUUUCAAACAACUUCGAGCGAAUGGUUUCGGAGUAGCUGUAGUGGACCGCUGCGGUGAUACUGAUGAUUUGUUUUUAGCGGAUGUGGUAGUGGGUUUGUCUACAGGCCAGCUUAAGUGCGGCGGUCUGUCUCGAGGGGAGCGCAUCGGCAAAUACAACCAAGUUAUUAGAAUCGAACAAGAGCUGGGGGCAUUAGCCAAAUAUGCUGGGAAGAAUUACCGGGUCCAAACGACUUAAUUGAAACUGAUUUAUUGAAAUAAAACUUUUAAUUAUU